This is a messenger RNA of Hemicordylus capensis (graceful crag lizard), 1168 nucleotides long. RefSeq lists its product as uncharacterized. The record is from RefSeq and is a predicted model, not a curated record. The transcript is spliced from 10 exons. The coding region runs from base 215 to 1168 and encodes 317 amino acids. NCBI's taxonomy places the organism in Eukaryota, Metazoa, Chordata, Lepidosauria, Squamata, Cordylidae.
GAUAGCCUGCUGCAGAAAGCCAAGAGACCACCAGGAUCCUGAACGGCAGGGGAGUUUUGGCAUCAGCACUCCAUCAGCCCCUCCCAGAACCAAAUGGUACCAUCUGUGCAGGAGGAGGGAGGCUUUCGCUGUCAAGGAUGGGAGAGAUGCACACAAAAAUAGGCAAAGCUCCAGAGCACUUGGAAACCAGUCUGGAGAUUCAUUAGUCAGCAGUAUGCACUGCACCCUCAUCUCCUCAGAUGAAUCAGAGCUGGAGGACCUAAAACUGGGUGAGGAGCUCAUGGUGGACCGCUCCACACAGAGGGUCUGGGAAGACCUGAGCGAUACUGAGAGGCAAAGCUCCAGAGCACUUGGAAACCAAUCUGGAGAUUCAUCAGUCAGCAGCAUGCACUGCUCCCUUUUCUCCUCCAGCUCCUACCAGUCUGAGGUGGAGGACUACAAAGUGGAUGAAGAACUAAUCAAAAUCAUCCACAGGCAUAUGGAGGACAGAGAGGAGGUGGUGAUGGAGAAGUCCCCUGUGCAGUCUGGGCCUACCAUUCUCCUGCUUUAUGCCAUGGCUGCCGUCUCCCGCCUCAGCAAAAUCAAGCCUCCAACUGACCCAGAGCUAGAGUCUGCGAUCCUGCGCUUCGCUGUUCGCGGGGUCAUAGAGGUGCAAGCAGGACAUGUCCACAAACAGGCUCUGCACAAACUCGCAGCAGACAAUCUGGAGCUGAUGCUGAGGGGUUUUUUGUCAGAGGCCCCAACCACACAGCAUCUCUUGUCCCUCCUGGAGAACUCUGCAGAACUCCCCAGUUUUGGCCACAAUGUGCCCAAACUGGGAAUCUGCAUUAUGGAUUCCAGGAGGGAUGUGAGCAGAUACGCCAGGGAGGGAAUCUACCGGCUCCUAGAGGUGCUUCUCCACCACAAAGGCCAGAGCAGCAAAGAAGCUGGGGAGCUGGGGAGCCAGAGAUGGCAGCAGGAUGAGAGAAUUCUGGCCUAUCUCAACACAGCCAGAGUUGGGGAGGUUUUCAGGGAGAUCUUUAACAAAGAUCAGCGAAGAUCCUUCCUGAGGACCACUCUUUGGGCCAUUGAUCAUCCCCUCCACAGGAUUGAAGAGGCUGGUCAGAUUCUGCUGUACUCCCUCCUGGGCAAGGCCGAUGCACUGAUGGGGCAUGAGGUGACUUACUGA